Molecule: messenger RNA, 1635 nt
Organism: Canariomyces notabilis
Lineage: Eukaryota; Fungi; Ascomycota; Sordariomycetes; Sordariales; Chaetomiaceae
Product: general substrate transporter
Exons: 6
Coding region: 1-1635 (544 amino acids)
Biological process (GO): carbohydrate transport; transmembrane transport
Cellular component (GO): membrane
Molecular function (GO): carbohydrate:proton symporter activity
Source: RefSeq, a predicted model, not a curated record
AUGGACCGGCCCAGCAACAGUGAACUCACCAAGGGCAACGAGCCCCCAGUAGUCGGAGGGGACAGCCACGAUGCCAUUGUUACAAGACUCGCCAACGAGGACAAAGUGCCUUGGUACCGCAAGCCGAAUCUGCGCCAUCUCUACUUCAUGCUUAUCCCAACCUGCAUGGGCAUCCAGAUGACUUCGGGCUUCCACUCACAAAUGGUCAAUGCUAUGCAGAUUCUGCCCUCGUGGAUCAGCUUCUUCGGAAAUCCCCAAAGCACCCUCAAGGGAAUUAUCGCAGCCGCUUACCCUCUCGGUGCCAUUUUCUCCCUUCCCCUGAUACCCGUCAUCAAUGAUCGGCUUGGACGACGAUGGGCAAUCUUCCUCGGCUCCUCUGUCUUGGUUGCUGGGUCCUUAAUACAGGGUUUCGCCAACAACGUCGGUGCAUAUAUUGCCGCUCGUCUAAUCCUAGGCUUCGGCAUUCCACCCUGCAUAGUAUCAGGCUCCUCUUUAAUUGGUGAACUGGGGUAUCCAAACGAACGAGCCGUCCUGACAUCGCUUUUCAGCGUUUCGUUCUUUAUUGGCCAGAUCACAGCAGCCGGAAUAUGCUUUGGUACCAAUGGCAUACUGACCGACUGGGGCUGGCGAGUCCCCUCGCUGCUACAGAUUGUGUGUCCGUUGCUCCAACUCAUCUUCGUCUUCUUCCUCCCGGAGAGCCCGCGCUGGCUUGUCGCCAAGGACCGUAGCGACGAAGCUCAUCAGAUCCUGCGAAAGUACCACGCCGAGGGCAGGGACUCUCAGUUCGUCAGGGCCGAAAUGGCCCAGAUCCAAUCGACACUGCGUAUCGAGAUGCGAACCUCGAGGACGUCGUGGCUUGACCUUGCAGCAACGGCUGGCAUGCGGAAACGCCUGCUCACCACGUGCAUGCUGGGUCUGUUUGCGCAGUGGUCUGGCUCCACGCUCCUCUCAUACUACCUGGGAGACCUUUUACAGAUCAUUGGCCGGGAUUCGUCUCACUUCAAGCAGACCAUCAAUGUCACUCUCUCAUGCUGGUCCUUGGUUUGCUCCUUCACAGCCUCCAUGUUCGUUCGUCGGUUUAAGCGCCGUCACAUGUACCUCGCUUGUACGGCGAGUCUGCUCGUCGUUUUCACCGGGUAUACCAUCAGUAUGGAGAGAGCCAUCACGGCAAGGGAGUCUGGCCAGAUAAACAAUGCCGCUGGGACCGCGAGCAUCUUUUUUAUCUACGCCUACGCUCCCUGCUACUGCUUGGCGCUCAAUACCCUCACGUACACAUUCCUCGUCGAGCUUUGGCCAUACACCGAGCGCUCCCAUGGCAUUUCGGUCUUUCAGCUGUUCUCGCGAAGUGCCGAGUUCUUUACUACCUUUGUCAAUCCCAUCGGCCUCAACAACAUCGGUUGGAGAUUUCUUAUAACAUACUGUUGCUUUCUGGCGUUCGAAGUAUACUUUGUUUAUUUCCACUUCCCAGAGACGUCCGGCAAGACACUUGAAGAGGCAACAUUUUUAUUCGAAGACGAAAAGGCUGCCGAAGUACAGGCGAUCAUGGCGGUUGAGAAUUCAAUUGCGCAUGAGAUGGUACCAGGGGGCUCGCGGGGACCGGGGCCACAGCGUCGAGGCCAAAGGCUGUAUGUUUAG